Molecule: messenger RNA, 1935 nt
Organism: Salvia miltiorrhiza (redroot sage)
Lineage: Eukaryota; Viridiplantae; Streptophyta; Magnoliopsida; Lamiales; Lamiaceae
Product: chaperone protein dnaJ 10-like
Exons: 9
Coding region: 204-1235 (343 amino acids)
Source: RefSeq, a predicted model, not a curated record
AAGUCAUAUAUAUAUAUAAGUAAUUUAUUUCAACGGUCAGUCUUGAGGCACAGAAACAGCAGCCUAGAUCAUCGUCAAACGCCACGAAAAAUCAGAUCUUGAUUCAUCCAAAGAGUUUUACCUCAACAAUCGAAUUUCGAGGCCUCAAAAUUCAACUGAUUUUCUCCGUUUCAAUGUCAUACCUCGUGAGUUUUGAUAGUUAAAUGGAGAACAUGGCUGUGGACAAAGAGUAUUAUGAAAAGUUGGGAGUUGGAGUUGAUGCCUCUGAUGCAGAGAUCAGCAAGGCUUACUACCAAAAGGCAAGAAAUGUACAUCCUGAUAAAGAUCAUGGAGAUCCUGAAGCUGCAGCCCAAGAUUUCAAUGCACUGGGAGAGGCUUAUCAGAUACUGAGCAACCCUGUGCAACGUGAAGCAUAUGAUAGAUGUGGGAAAGAUGGAGUGAUGAAGGACUCGAUGGUUGAACCUACAGUUCUAUUUGGGAUGAUGUUUGGGAAUGAGAUUUUUGAGAACUAUGUCGGGCAGCUUAGAUUGCUUUCAUCACCGCCUCCUGAAUUUGAUCCGGACAUACCCCCUGAGGUUCAAAAACCCAAACUUGAGAAGAUAAUGAAGACAAUGCAAGAGGAGAGGGAAGAGAAACUCAUAAAGCUUCUGAUAGAUCGCCUCGAACCAUACAUCAAAGGCCAAAGAGAUGCUUUUGUGGAAUCUGCAAAGUUGGAGUCCAAACGUCUUUGUCAAGCCGCUUUUGGCAAGGUGCUGUUGCAUACUAUUGGAUACAUCUACAGAAGGCAAGCAGCAAAAGAAAUCGGGAAAGGGAAGCGCUACAUGAAGGUCCCGUUUCUAGCAGAAUGGGUGCGGGAUAAACGACACACGAGAAACACACAGUCUGCAGCAGCUCAAGCUGCCAUCGCCUACAUCCAUCUACGGGAGGAAUGGAAGAAGUGCAACGAGGAGCAGGUGAAGAACGAGAACACGCUGAAAACAGCCGAAAAUAUAAAGGACGCCAUCUUUGUUUCUUUCUGGCAAAUGAACGUGGUAGAUAUCGAGAUGACCUUAUCUCGCGUAUGCCAAGCUGUUCUCAGAGAUCACAGUGCUUCCAAGGAUUUUCUGAGGCGACGUGCUCGUGGGCUGAAAAUGCUCGGUAAAAUUUUCCAAGUAAGUUUUCUAGUAUCCCCGGUCUCACUCGUGGUAUCCUUAGGGCUGGAUCAAGAAAAUUGGAGGCCUGAGGCGAGAAAUUAACGAAGUUUAUAUGUACACAUUGGCAUGGGACGAUCCACGGGGUUCUGGGGGGAGCUCCAGCACCCCCUACCAUUUUUUUCUUCCUUCCACCUUAUAUUUAGUAUUUUUUUGAAAAUUUUCAUUUUCGUCACUCCUGUCGCUGGAAAUUUUCGAUUUGAGCUCCCCUCGAAUCAUUUUUAGUUCUAGGCCUUACAUGUGAUUGUGCAAUUAUUUUUACUAUUGUUAUAAAUUAGAGAGAAUAGAGAAGAGAAUAUGUAUUCAGGCGUAUUCAAUAUGAGGGCCAAAGGCCUCUAUUUAUACAAGUAGGAAGCUAGGGUUUUAGGGAGAUUUCUUGGUCAACACACAUAAGAAAUAUUUAUAAGAUAUAUUUACAACAACUAUUUUUUUUUCUUUCUUUUUUUCAGGAGGAAGUGCUUUUCUCUGGUAUAUAGUGUACAAAGGCAAGAUCUAUGUGGCAAAACGGCUCUUGCAAGCAGAUGUCUGAAUUAAGGUCUGUUUAGGUGCAGAGUCUUGUUAUAUAUAUGUCGAUACGAUGUGAAUUAAUUUGAAUUUUCUAGCAACUAUAGACAGGAAAAAGAAUAGUUAUAUCCUGGCAUAGAAUAUACUGCACUUGGACAGGAUCUUGGCAUUUCACUUUUGAGCCUUUUUGGGGGUAGAAGAAAAAAUAAUAAUUUUAAAGCCCAUGUCGCUAUUGAUUCAA